Molecule: messenger RNA, 543 nt
Organism: Aspergillus calidoustus
Lineage: Eukaryota; Fungi; Ascomycota; Eurotiomycetes; Eurotiales; Aspergillaceae
Source: the annotation of a GenBank genome assembly
AUGUACGGUCAACUCACCACCUCCUGUGCCCUGCACAGCCAAAAUCUGUCGCAAAUAACCAACUGUAGUAACUAUUACAUCUACAGCCACCCAGGAAGCGGCACGCAAACCCCGAUCCCACUCGACUUGACAAACCACAUCCCCAUGUGGUUAUCAGCCCAGAACCAGGCGCAGCAGAAUACUCAUACUAACCCUACAUCAUCAAAGCCAGUGGACCUCGCCUCCAACCGAUCCACCUCCGACCGCGACGUCCUGCGCGCCUGGAUUGCCAAAUUCGACCAGGCGCUUCAGCAAAUUGGCUCGUCGGUCCAGGGGCUGAACGUUCAGUUGAACGGCGGCGACGGCGCGGGAACGGAGAUGGAUACUGAUAUGGAUUUGGCCGAUGCCCUCCCUGAGAUGAUGGAGUGGCUUGACAUCAAUGCUGUUGAUGUUGAUAUUGAGAUACCGGAUGCGGCGCCUGAGUGGGAUCUUGAUGGGGAUGCGGCGAUGACUGACUCGGGGUCGGAUUCGGAUGUUGAGGAGAUGGAGAUAGAUUUGGAUUAG